GAACUAUAAAUAAAUUUAUCUCUACAAGUAUGUUAUAUUAUGGUAGCUUAAGCACGACUUGGUGGGGUGCUGAUAUCUAAUAAUUUUGUUAUUGGAAUAAAAGUUCAAAUUCUUGUGAGACUUAAUCGAGCACGUACAAAGUGAUUUUUCGCGAUUCUCAGUUACGUUGUCGAAUGUGUGAUUUAAGGUUUUAUUGCUUUUUUGAGGAGAUUUCUAUUGAAAACCUCAUUCGAUGGCACGGUUUAUCCCAAUGCUUCUGUUAGUCUUAGUAUGGUUAAAUACUGCCGAAGCAACAGAUGACUUACUAAAAUUAUUACAAUCUAGAAAAGCGACGAGAUAUUGCGGUCCAAAUUUAUCAGAGGUUUUAUCGCUAGUUUGUAGAGGAAGAUAUAACACACCACCUCCAGUUCAUGAUAUACAAAGGAGGGACGUUAGCGAAAACAGCGCGGUCGUAGAGGAUGUGGACCACCCUUACGCUUCACGCGCGAAACUCGUUAAAUUAAUACACAAAAUCAAACACAGUAGACAACGAAGAGGUGUAUAUAAUGAAUGUUGUGAAAAUCCGUGCUCCUACGACAUUUUAGUAAGUUAUUGUGCAAUGGGGUUAUGGGACGUAUUGUACGCACUGGCAGUCUACCUUCUGGCUACGUUUACGGUAUCUGCGCUAACAUCUCCGGAAGACAAACUGCAAAUGAUGCAAGCCAAAAACGCCACAUACUGCGGAAGUGCACUGGCCGAUGCACUCUCGCUAGUAUGCAGAGGAAAGUACAACACACCUGUAACCAAUGAACGUGACCGGAGAAGCAUCUCACCCAAUAAUAGAAAAAAACGUUAUAUCAUCACGAAGGGCGUUUACGAUGAAUGCUGUAAAAACGCCUGCUCUUACGCUGUACUGAAAAGCUACUGUUGGGACUAAGAAGAAAGCACCCUCUGCCAACAGAUUGACAUACCACUGCCACCUAGAUGUGAAUUGUGAUAUUGAGUAUGUGAUAGUUUUAAAGACUCUGAGGAAGACACAGAUCUCAAAA
Photinus pyralis (common eastern firefly) is the source of this 1028-nucleotide messenger RNA. RefSeq names its product LIRP-like. Gene Ontology annotation, cellular component: extracellular region. Lineage: Eukaryota; Metazoa; Arthropoda; Insecta; Coleoptera; Lampyridae. The record is from RefSeq and is a predicted model, not a curated record. The transcript is spliced from 5 exons. Gene Ontology annotation, molecular function: hormone activity. Bases 233 to 916 code for a protein of 227 amino acids.